AUGCAGCCCGUUCGAGAGGAUGCUGAAUUUUUUGGCGGAGCCGAGCGUUCCGGCGUGAUCCCUUCGCCGACCCAGCCUGUUCACAGCGAAUGGAGACCACCACUGGCGUGGGCCGGACCGCCACGCGAUUCGCGUUUCCUGGCUGAGGCCCCGUGGCCGGCAGAAGCUGUAGCGCCCGACCGCAGCUAUGCCGGUUACUACAACGAAGGUAGCGCCGAGCCCGUUUCCGAGCAGUCGCUGGAGCCCGUAGCUGAGGCGGAGCCCUCGAAUUCGCGAAGCCUGAGCUUCGUCCUCGGCGUCGCUUUCGCGGGGCUCCUCUUGGGCGUCGGCCUUCUCGUCGUGCACAGCGGGCUGUCGCCGUACGACAUCAGCCCGCACGUUGAUGAGGACGACGGGGAGCGGCGGCUCGACGUGGCGCCGAACACAUUCGGCGAGCGCCUCAUUCAGCCGAGGAUUGUGCAUCCGGACAUCGGCGAAUUCGGCAACAGGAAAACGACGAUAGGCAAUCGCGCUCGGAUCCAAGUCGCGGACAGAGCGGCGAACGGAGGGACAGCUGGACCACCGCUGACGAGUGCGAAGACGAGCCCCGAGACGACGACACCUGCCACAGCGGUGUCCACGGCUCGGGGCGAAGACGACGCACAAACGAGACGCGCCACCACUGGCGAGUCAUGUAGCCGUCACGUGUACACGCACUGCUUGCGGCCGCAGCCGGAGUUCUACUACAGUGCCGACGAUCGAGCCUGCGUCCCGGCGGCCGCGGAUACCGUGCACGUGUGUAACCGCGGCUCCAACCGGUUUACCAGCUUCGAGAGCUGCUUUUCCAGCUGCGUCAACGGCCCCCGCGUCUCGGACCGGUGCUACGAAAGCACGCUGUUCUUUCCCUGCGACCGGCAAGACGUGCUGCACGUGCCCUGGUACUUCGACGGCACGAAGUGCGUCGCGUGGACUUUCCCGCAAGGCUCCUGCUUGUCCGUGGCUCACCGGGGCGUGUUUCGCAGCUCGGCAGAUUGCCGCCGGCACUGCGUGCUCCGUACGGGGCCGGAGUGUGCCCAUCCGCCCCCGGCUGAGGCGUGCUCGCCUCGGCAACUGAGACACCCUUAUUUCGCCGACAUGCAGGCACGCGGUGGCGCUCGCUGCGUCAACGCCUCCCAGCGGACGCUCCAGUCGCGCCGCUGCCUCAUCGGCUCCAACCAGUUCGCUUCACUCGCCGCCUGUCGCAAAGCUUGCGUCCGGAAUUAGUGCAUUCCACAUUGCACGUGGCGCGCCCAGAUUUGCUUUCAAUAGC
This is a messenger RNA of Dermacentor andersoni, 1288 nucleotides long. RefSeq lists its product as uncharacterized. The record is from RefSeq and is a predicted model, not a curated record. Gene Ontology annotation, molecular function: serine-type endopeptidase inhibitor activity. Lineage: Eukaryota; Metazoa; Arthropoda; Arachnida; Ixodida; Ixodidae.